Melospiza georgiana is the source of this 2869-nucleotide messenger RNA. It is a transcript of the gene GAS2L1, whose product is annotated as growth arrest specific 2 like 1. The record is from RefSeq and is a predicted model, not a curated record. NCBI's taxonomy places the organism in Eukaryota, Metazoa, Chordata, Aves, Passeriformes, Passerellidae. Gene Ontology annotation, cellular component: stress fiber; microtubule plus-end; actin filament. Gene Ontology annotation, molecular function: actin filament binding; cytoskeletal adaptor activity; microtubule binding. The transcript has 5 exons. Bases 6 to 2141 code for a protein of 711 amino acids. Gene Ontology annotation, biological process: protein localization to microtubule plus-end; microtubule bundle formation; regulation of microtubule polymerization or depolymerization.
UGGCCAUGGCCGACCCCAGCCACAUCCAGUCGGCUGCCUCCAAGAGCAUCCGCCCGUUCCGCUCCAGCGAGGAGUACCUGGAGGCCAUGAAGGAGGACCUGGCCGAGUGGUUCAACACCCUCUACGACCUGGACAUCCAGGUGGACACCUUCCUGGAGAGCCUGGAGACGGGCUGUCACCUGUGCCGCCACGCCAACAACGUCAACCGCACCGCGCUGGACUUCCAGGAGCGGCACCCCGAGGCGGCCGCCCGCAUGCGCGUGCCCCGGAACGAGGUGGUGUUCCAGGCCAAGAACGUGGUGCCCGGCUCCUUCAUCGCCAGGGACAACGUCUCCAACUUCAUCCAGUGGUGCCGGCAGGACCUGGGCAUCCAGGACGUGCUCAUGUUCGAGACCAACGACCUGGUGCUGAGGAAGAACGAGAAGAACUUUGUGCUCUGCCUGCUGGAGGUGGCCAGGAGGGGCUCCAAGUUCGGCAUGCUGGCCCCCAUGCUGAUCCAGAUGGAGGAGGAGAUCGAGGAGGAGAUGAGGGACCAAAUGGCGGAGGGGGCGCCGGGCGCGCGCCGGGAGAGCCGGGAGCCGCGGGCGGGCGCCUUCCCCAGCCGGGCCCGGCCCGUGGCCCUGUGCGACCUCCGGAACCUGGACGAGCUGGUGAGACACGCGCUGCCCGCCGAGCCCUGCGCCUGGGUGCGGGAGAUCCUGGGCUGCUGCUCCUGCCCCUCGCAGUUCCCCAUGGUCAAGGUCUCGGAGGGCAAGUACAAAGUGGGCGACUCCAACACGCUCAUCUUCGUCAGAGUGCUGCGGAGCCACGUCAUGGUGCGGGUUGGCGGCGGCUGGGACACCCUGGAGCAUUACCUGGACAAGCACGACCCGUGUCGCUGUGCUGCCCUCUCUCACCGCCUGCCGCAGCCCCGCGCCCCGGGCAUGUCCCCCCAAAAAGCGGCUCCCGGCGCCUCCUCGUCGUCGUCCCGCACCUCCAGCCCCAGCGUCCCCCGGCGCCCCCGGCCCGCCGCGACCCCCCAGCCCCGGGGGGACCCCCCGAAGCCCCCCCGGCAGGAGGGGUUGCCCCCCCGGGGCGGAGCCGCCCCCUGCUCCGGCAGCCCCUCCCGGAGCCCCGCCGAGCCGCGGGCAGCGGGGACCCCCAGGCCCCGCGCCCCCGCUCGCUCCCGGCGCUGUUCCGGUGACAGCGACUCCUCGGCCGCCUCGGCGCAGAGCGGCCCCCGCCGCCCCCCGGCCCGCCGGGACCCCCCGGACCCGCCCGCCCCGGGCUCCCCCCGCGCCUCCCGCAGCCCCGGGCGCGGCUCGGCGCCGCUGCUGCUCAUCCGCCGCCGGCCCGACGGGCAGCACUCGUGGGCGCGGGCCGAGCCUCCCCCGGCCGGGAGCCCCGGCGGGCGGCGCGACCCCCGGCCGGGCCCCGGGGACCCCGAGGAGCUGGCGCGGCGGCUGCGGGCCCCGCGCUGGCUGGAGCCCGGGCAGGAGCAGCGGCUGUUCCAGCGGCUGGAGGAGGAGUUCCUGGCCAACACGCGGCUGCUGGAGCAGCUGGGGGACGCGGAGAGCGCCCCCGCCGCGCCCCCCGCCGCCGCCGCCGCUGCUGACUCGGCCUAUUGCUCCUCGUCAUCCUCAUCUUCCUCCCUGAACGUGUUCGCCAAGCACGGGCUGCCCGCCGAGGAGGGGCGGCGGGGCGGGAGCAGCGACGGGAACAACAACGGGAACAACAACGGGAACGGCAACGGGAACGGCAACGGGAACCACGGCGGGUGCCCCUCGCUGCCGCCCAACCCCGGCCUGGCGGACGCGAGGCGCCGCUCCACCUUCUCCAGCUCCUCGGACGAGAGCUGCUGCUUCCCGGCCUCGUGGGACAACCACCGGGACACGGCGGGGAACCCCGGCUCCGACACCGACUGGGCCGCGGGGGAGGACGAGCUGAUGGAGAUGGAGGAGAGCCCCGGGCCGGGGGUCCCCGCGGCCCCGCGGCGGCCCUGGGCCAAGCCCCGGCUGGACACGCAGCCCCACAGGGCGCCCUCCCGCAUCCCCACGCCCCAGCGGGCCCCCAACGGCAGCGCCAGGGCCUGGGGGGCUCUGCAGGGCGCCCCCUCCUCCCUCCUGGACCGCGAGGGGCUGGAGGAGAACGCCUGGCCAUGAGGGGUCAAUGGCAGCUCCUGGGGACAGCCCCGCGCCGCUGGGGACGGUGGAGGUGGCACCCAGCCAGGCCGUGCCACAGAGCUGGGGCGGCCAGGACCUCUGCGCUUGGUGACUGUUGGCAUUGGGGGGCCCUGCAAGGAGCCCCCAGCCCCAGAGGGUGCCAGGGGUGUCCCCAUGGCCUGGGAGCAGUUCCAGUGGGGCAGGGAUGUGGGCAGGGCAGGGGUGGCCAGAGCAGAGCUGGGAAUGGGGCUGGAGAGCACUUCAUCUCCUCACUCUUCUCCACUUGUUUUCCUUAUCUUGACCUUCUCUUCUUGUCUUCUCCUCCUCUUCUUGCUAUUCUUGUCAUCCUCCUCCUCCUCCUCCUCUCAUCUCCUCUCUGCUCUCUUCUUUUGGGCUGCCUCCUCCUCUUCUCUUCUUGGCCUUCACAUCCUUAUCCCUCAUCAUCUUCUCUUCUUGACCUUCCCCUCUUUUCUUCUUGGCCUCAUCAUCACCACCUUGGCCACUCUGUCCUCUCCAGCCCUGGGAUGACUUGGGGACAUACAGUUUGUCACCACCAGCCCUGUUUCAGGGCAGGGGGGGGUCACUGUUCCCUCUCCAGCCCCCAGCACUGCCCCCAGCUCGUGUUGAUGUCCCCAGGGUGGGACAGGGCUGUGUCCCCAGCCCAGGCCACCGAGCCCCCACCCCUGCAUGUCCUCUGCAGCCAGUAAAGACCAACGGAGCUGAGCCCA